UCAAAAUUGAAGUGCUGGGUACAUAUAUAUAUUUAUUCAUUCACUUAUGUAGAGUCCAUUCGUAAGGAAGAAGAAUUAUUUUACCUACAUAUUGUACCAUUUCAUUGCGGUUUGCACAUUAUUCAAAAAAUUCCCGAACAGGAAGUUCCACAGGGUGCCAAAAUCAUGUCUUUGGUUAUACAGAAUAAUCCCAUUGUCAAGAUCAUUGUAGGGAUUGCGGCGAUAGUUUUAUACUUCCACUGGAUGACACAGCUUCACGAAAGGCAGGACAUCCUUUUCAAAAAAAGCGUAGCAGAUACUCACGGAAUAUUACGGAGUUUUGAGGCGACAACAUUAGCAUCCUAUGAAUCCCUGAAAGAUGUAGUACUCUCACUGUCACUGUCCCAGCCAACUCAGCCGCCAGCACGAAAUACUAAAGACUUUGGCGUUGCGGAUCGAGGAUUUUGGCAAGGCACCGACGCCACAUCGCGCCACGUAUUUGAUGAACCAUUAGCGACAGCACUCAUAGAAUUUUUAAGAGGAGAAAAUGUGAAAACUCUCCUGGAACUCGGUUGUGGGACGGGUGCAUACGCCAAACAAAUGAAAGCUGCCGGAAUUUUGGUAGCCUGUUACGAUGGAAAUCCACAAACUCAAGAUUUGUCCGAGGGUCGUUGUGGCGUCGUGGAUUUGAGUAAACCACUGGAUUUUGUCAAUUCGAAUGGACACUUUCACUCGAAGUUGGGGAACAUAUUCCAAAAGAAUUUGAGGAUAUUUUUAUAACAAACGUCAGUGGGGCGAAGAAUGGAUUAAUUCUUAGCUGGGCGAUUGAGGGACAGGGCGGAACAUCGCAUGUGAACAAUCACAACAAUAGCUAUAUUCGGGAUAAGAUUGAACAAAAAGGAUUUACCUCUGAUUUCAAGACGGAAAAAGUUUUUAGGAAGGAGGCUACUCGUGGCUGGUUUAAAAAUACUAUAAUGGUAUUUCGAAAACAGGUUUAGUCAGGUGAUAAUGGUAUUUAUGUAUUGCCAUCCAUAGUAAUGCGUCAGCAUACAGAUAGUUCAAUUAUAUUACGGGUCAAGUAGAUACAUAUUUGUCCCAACCCAUACUUUUGACCAUGUUAUUGUAUGUACUUUGUAAUAAAAGUGCGAAUUCUUAAUUUUAAUUAUAACUAUAUAAACCAGAUUAAAUUUUGAUAAAAUAAAGAAGUCAUGCAUAGAUGUAAGAUCAUUUAAAG
Messenger RNA from Folsomia candida, 1213 nucleotides. RefSeq lists its product as uncharacterized. The record is from RefSeq and is a predicted model, not a curated record. The coding region runs from base 166 to 759 and encodes 197 amino acids. The transcript has 3 exons. NCBI's taxonomy places the organism in Eukaryota, Metazoa, Arthropoda, Collembola, Entomobryomorpha, Isotomidae.